Cryptotermes secundus is the source of this 1576-nucleotide messenger RNA. Its product is annotated as PHD and RING finger domain-containing protein 1-like. The record is from RefSeq and is a predicted model, not a curated record. Bases 396 to 944 code for a protein of 182 amino acids. NCBI's taxonomy places the organism in Eukaryota, Metazoa, Arthropoda, Insecta, Blattodea, Kalotermitidae. The transcript is spliced from 6 exons.
UAUUUUAAAAUGAAUUAACAUCAAGUAAUAUUUUCAUACCAUUACCUAAACUAUACUUAAUUGUGGCUUUGAAAACGUAUGAGAUAAAUUACCACAUUUUACCACAUGGAGUUCUGUGUAAAGUAAUUCGAAUUUCUGUUCAGCAAAAAUUACAGAAAUACGUUGAUUUACAAACUUAUUUCAACAGUAUCCAUAAUUUGUGUGUUAUUAAUGGAAUGGUAGUUAAUGUGUGCCAUUAUUGCGGUGCUUACGGUGUUUGACAGUCGAGUCACAACUGGAUUCUGUGCAGAUUUGGAGUGUGUCGUAAACAUCGUAAAGAUGUCGCAGUACAUCAGGAUCUGUGUUUGGCUUCAGCAUUGUAGAGAAUCACAAAAGGGGGACCGUUUGGCUACAAAAUGGGUCACAACAGUCACACCAUCACAAAUGAGAGCCCUUUUGAACGAUAUAGAGAGCAUGGAGAGGUUCCAGUUUGCCCUUGUGGAGAACUGAUGUCACCGUCAGGUGAACCAGUUGUAAAUGUCAUAAGCAGCAGUGAUGCUGGAGCAGAGGAAUGUCCCAUUUGUUUCAACACGUUUACUACACAGGAAGUGGGGAUACCAGACUGCUGCAAGCACACUUUCUGCUGUACCUGCCUCGAAGAGUGGUCAGAGAGGGCGAACACAUGCCCCAUAGAUAAGAAGAUAAUUUUUUCAAUCCAUGCGCGAUGCUGUCUGGAAGGGACAGACUGUGGCACAAUACUUGUGAAGCCACCAGGCCAACAAAAUGGAGAUGAAGAUGAGUUUGAAACGUUAUGUGAAGUGUGUGGCAGGAGUGAUCAUCCAGAGCGCAUGCUUCUUUGUGAUGAAUGUUGUUGUGGCUACCAUCUGGAGUGUCUGGAUCAGUCUCUGCAUGCUGCGCUCUGGGAACAUUGGCUGUGCCCCAAUUGCACAUUGUCUUUAACUUAAUGCACCCGGCAGAAGAGGCCACGUUUUGCACGCUGAGAAGACCACCUCGAAAGUUGCUACUGGUGGUGGCCCUACAUCACCUUAUAUGAAGUGAAUGGCACUGAGGCAGGUCUGACUAUAUGAAGAGGCAACAGCUGCAGUGAUGCAGUGAUGAGUGUUUGUGAAAAUGUAUCUACUCCUGGACAUAAUAUUGAGGCACCAGUGGGUCCUGGUCACAGUGGAAGUGGCAUUGCCACCCCUCCCCACCCUCUGGUGGUAAUUUUCAGAGUUUCUGAGAUAACAUAUACAGUAGCAGUCCCUCUUAAUGUAGUUGUCAUAGUAGUUAUGUGUAUUUAGACUUCCACCACUUAAGUUUUGGCUUUCAUGGAUGGAGGAUGUGGUGGUUAUGCAAACUGUUUGAAUAUCUUCAGUAGAGAGUCAGUUCAUAUAUAAUGAGUGUAAAUAGUGUACAAAGUUAAGUAUAUAGAUAUUAAAAUAAUUUGAUUACAUUUAAGAUUGAUGUUUUAUUGAUUCUUAUACCUUCUAGAAAAAAAAAAAAAGUUGUGGGAAGAAUUAAUCACCUACUGUCCUUUCAUUACACGGUUGCAUAGUUGGUUGAGGCACUGCUACAAGCUGGAAGGUUGCAGGUUUGA